Molecule: messenger RNA, 486 nt
Organism: Blumeria graminis f. sp. triticale
Lineage: Eukaryota; Fungi; Ascomycota; Leotiomycetes; Helotiales; Erysiphaceae
Source: the annotation of a GenBank genome assembly
AUGGCAUUCGGUUUACUUCUUCCCCUCAGAAUCGCUCAAGGCGUGAUGGCCUUAUUGGUCGUUAGUCUAUCAUCUUAUGUCGCACAUUGGUAUGAUGCGGAUACAUUAUCUGUCUCUCCAUCGCAAGUCAACUUCCUGGUGUUUGUGCCGAUAUUCUCAUUCAUCUCUAUUGCCUACCUUGAGUUGGCGCCACGUUUUGCUCCAAAGGCAUCUCACCCCUUUGGUCAUCUUGCCUUUGAGGCACUAAAUGUCCUGUUCUAUUUUGCUGGAUUUAUUGCUCUCUCAGCGUUUAUCAGCAAGCUUCUAUUUUGUCGUGGUUCAGUCUGCUCCGCUGCUCGUGCCGAUGCCGUGUUUGCUUCAUUCAGCUGGCUACUAUGGACCGGCUCUACAACUCUUUUGGCCCUCGAGGUGUUCAAGGGUGGUGCCAGCGGGGAAAGAAACGGUUCAAAAUCAAUGAAAGAGACACCUGCUGGCUUAGGUGCAUAA